Molecule: messenger RNA, 3057 nt
Organism: Sinocyclocheilus grahami
Lineage: Eukaryota; Metazoa; Chordata; Actinopteri; Cypriniformes; Cyprinidae
Product: protein phosphatase Slingshot homolog 3-like
Exons: 15
Coding region: 379-2211 (610 amino acids)
Biological process (GO): protein dephosphorylation; negative regulation of actin filament polymerization
Molecular function (GO): actin binding; phosphatase activity
Source: RefSeq, a predicted model, not a curated record
UUUGACCUCCUGAGGUUGAUGAUAAACACUCUCUGAAGGUUAAUAAUCUCCUUUCUCUUACAUUUUAAAUGUAAAAUUACUUCAUUUUUUUUUUUAAACGAGUUUGAGGGCCUGUUUUGUACCCUAUUUUUGGAAAGGAUAUAUAGGUGGCGAAAUGUAUGUGGAUGUUAUUAACAGAUUCUGAGACUGCUCUGAAAUAAUUCAGUCUAGUGGCACUAUAAACAUCUUGAUUUAGUAUUGCAUUUUCCGAUGUAGUAGCAUUCAUCAGUUUGUGUGUUUUAAAUUUUUUUGUCCUACUCAACCCAGUAAACUUGCAAGCAUUCUGUUGAGCUGCUCAGACUCGUCUGCUGGUGUUAAAGCAGGAUAACGGGCUGUGGAAUGGCUUUGCUGACCUUGCACAGAACGCAGUCUAUUUGCACAACACCGGAUGAGCCUAUCCCAAGAAGAGGAAGACUUCAGAAAAGAGAAAGUUUCGCCCUGGUUAAGGGGGCAGUGCUCCUGGUGGAAGAGGGAGAGAGGGAGGGAUUACAUGAAGAAACCGUACCCUCUCUGCUAGGUCCUAGGCAAGGAGGCCGAGCCUCUGACACUCAACGCAGACAUUUGCACGCAAUGAUUUCGUUACUACGACCGGAGGACACAGUCAAAUUGGCUGUGCGUUUGGAGUCUGUGAGCCCAGUCAGAGUGAGGUAUUUGCUUAUAGUUGGCACAUUAAUAAAAAAACAGGAGAGUCUACUUCUUGGCAUAGACUUCCCAGGCUUAAACAGUGAUGAGUGCACUAUUGGACUUGUCUUGCCAAUAUGGAGUGACACACAGGUUUACCUAGAUGGAGAUGGAGGUUUCAGUGUGACAUCUGCAGUAGUGACACGAAUCUUUAAGCCUGUGUCCAUUCAGACGAUGUGGUCAGUGUUGCAGGCGCUGCAUGGCUGCUGUGAACGGGCCGUACGUGGGGCUGUCAUACCUGGCUGCGGACUGGAGUGGGCACAGCAUUACAGAGAGAACGUGGAAUCCGACCAGCACUGCCUUAAUGAAUGGGCGGCCAUGACUGGCCUGGAGUCAGUCAGGAAGGACACUGGAGGGCGAUCGUCGUCGAAUCGGGAGUCAGUGGAGAGGGAGAUCAAAGCCCAGCUACGAGAUAUCAUGAGGACUGAGGACUUGGAAAACAUUACCUCUAAGCAGGUGCGAAAAGCCCUGGAGUCCAAAAUAGGCAUAGACAUGAAAGACUACAAGGAGUAUAUUGACAAUGAGAUGAUGGUCACAAUGGCACAGAUGGACAAACCUUCCAGAAUCUUGGACUAUCUUUACUUGGGUUCCGAAUGGAAUGCUGCCAACUUUGAAGAACUACAGAAGAACAAUGUGGGCUACAUCCUGAAUGUUACCAUGGAGAUUGACAACUUCUUUCCAGAAUCUUUCACCUAUAUGAAUAUCCGAGUUUACGAUGUGGAGGCGACCAACCUACUCUCACACUGGAACAACACAUACAUGUUCAUCAGUGAAGCAAGGAAGAGUGGACAGGCCAUACUGGUCCAUUGUAAGAUGGGCGUCUCUCGCUCUGCCUCCACAGUAAUUGCUUACCUGAUGAAGCAGCAGGGCUGGACAUUAGACCAAGCCCUCAACCACGUGAGAGAAAGACGGCCUAUAGUGCAACCCAAUGAAGGUUUCCUCAAACAGCUGCAUACAUACAGCGGCAUCCUCAAUGCCAGUAAACAGCGCCACAGUGCCCUGUGGAGGAGGAAGUCCAAGCCAGAAGUCCGUCAGCCAUCUGUCCACAAUGAAGCAGCUGCAGGGAGUGAACAUGAACAGAAAGAGGAAGAAGAUGAAGACUCAGAGAGCCCAGAAGAGGAAAGCAGUAAUGAGGAGGAGGAAAGAGAUGUCUUUGGUGAGCAGUUGGAUGAGAAUGUUCCCGACACGUUUGGGGCAGAUACAGCUACAUCCAACCCACUUAUUACUGUACAAGAAAGUGAUAAGGUGUCGUCUAGCCCCAGCAGAAGUGGCAGGAUGGAUUUGUUCUCUCUAAUGCAGUCUAUUCAGCUUGACGAUGAGGACAGAGGGAUCGAUAAAGAGAUCACUGUCAGUCAGAGACUUUCUCCUGCGCAACGAAGGCGGAGUCAUGGAAGAAGAGGCUUGGCUCAUCAGAGAGUGCAUGUUGAUGUUUCUCCUGAACCAAGCAGCAGGCAGUCACAGAACACCAGCCAGGAUGAAGCUGGUAUCUGAAGCACUUUAAAAAAAGGUCCGUGGUAAGAAAUAUGGAGAGAGAGGAAUAAAAACGUAGAAAGGUGAGGAAAAAGAACACAAAUAGUGACGUUAAUAUAAAGGAAACUCUUGCACAAGUCUUAUCCUCCUGAUUGUAUCAUUUCAAGUUCUUUGACAAGUCAUUGCACAAUCAAAUUAGGGAAUUUAUUCAUAUAGAUGCUGUAUUAAGGCUCAUUUAGGUAAUUUUAAUUUUUAAUUAUACUAUAUUCAAUAUUCAACACAUGAAAGCACAUGGUUGCAUAUCAAUGGGUGUCUCACAAAUUUUUCCCUCACCUGUCCAUCUAGCCCAAAACUCAGAAACUGUGGUCAGUUUUAGGUGGAUUGUUGAAAAAAAUCUAUAAUGGCCGAUUUCUUUCAGCCACCCCUUGUCAAGUGAGUAUUGUUAAAGAAACCGUUUUCCUCAGAGCAUUAUCAUUCAAAAUGUCACAUUGUGCCUUUUGAAAUCUUUGUGUCCUUUGCACCUUCAUACUGAGCCAUAAAAUUCAGUUUACUUCACAGAUUUUAAUAUGGUAUUAGAGUGCGAGUGGAGUAUUUCUCUAUGGCUGUUAUCUCUCAUGUCAUUAUACAGAAACAUGAACUAUUUCUCUCUAUAGCAUUGUUUCAUGUUGUUUUUAAUAAAUGAACUAGAGUAUGAUUCACACAUUUUAGGAGUCCUAUGCAAUAAUCUACUUUAUAGCUGUUUCUUCUCCAUGAAUGUGAAGCUUUAUGCUACCUCUGUGGAGUGAAAAAGUGUAGAGGACGCAAUCAAGGAUUUAAACUUUUUAUUUCAUGUACACUACCAUUCAAAACUUUGGGGUCAGUAAGAAA